AAGCAGCUGCCUCGCCGCUCGCCAACUCACUCUCGCCAGCUAGCUCCACCGCCGCCUUCUUACUUUCGCUGGCCGUCGAUCGAGAUCUGUCCAUCAAAUAAAUCAUUGUCCAUGGAUGAAGUGUGGUGCGGCCUCGACCUGCAGCAGCUGCAGGCCGGCGACCCCCUCGCCGCGCCCGGCCUCCACGACCAUGACCCCUUCUGGCCGGCUCUAGCGGACUGCGCCGCCAGCUUCCUCGCCGCCGACACCGCGUGCUUCGGCGUCGCCGGCACCGACCUCUCCGGCGGCUCCGCCAGCGGAAAGGAGGCGGCGGCGGCGGACGGCAUGGACACGACCGGCUUCUUCGCCGAGGACGACAGCCGCCACCACCUGAUGCCCCAAGAGCAGCAGCCGGUGCACUCGUCCUCGUCGCUCUCCUCCAAGCGCUCCCUCUCCGUCGACAGCGGCGGCUCCUGGUCCACCUUCUUCCCGCUCGACGACGCCCCCCUGGCCGCCUCGGGCAUCUUCUCGUCGCCCUCGCCCUCGCACCCCGCGCCGCCGGCCGCCGCGCAGGACGCGCUCGCCGCCGCCGACGAGGACGAGGCGCUCAUAAGCGCCAUGAUGGCCGUCAUCUCCUCGGCGUCGCCCUCCUCCUCCGAGUCCUCGUCGCCGCCGCUGAGCCAGGACACCACCAUGGCCGCCGCGCAGGCCGCCGUAGUGCAGCCGCCGCGCCCAGCAAGCGGGGGCAACGCCGGCCACGUGACGGUCAGGAGCAGCAGCCUCGCCAUGGGGCCGGAGGGGACCGCGUCGCUGACCAGCGCCGCCGCCGCCGGCCGGCAGCAGGAGGAGGACGCCAAGGCGGCGGCGGCCGGCAGCAACAACAGCAGCCAGGUCUACCACAUGAUGUCGGAGAGGAAGAGGCGGGAGAAGCUCAACGACAGCUUCCACACACUGAGGUGCCUCCUCCCACCGUGUUCCAAGAAGGACAAGACGACGGUGCUGAUCAACGCGGCGAGCUUCCUGAAGACGCUGGAGGCGCAGGUCUCGGAGCUGGAGGAGAAGAACACCAAGCUGGAGAGAUACGUCCCCCGCGAGGGCGCCGGCAGCGGCGCCACCGCGGCGGCGCACCGGAGAGCCAAGGUCCGUAUCAGCAGGACGGGGCCGGACGAGCGGCAGGUGAGCCUGAUGGUGAUGGUGAUGGUGGAGUGCGACAUCGUGGACCUGGUGCUGCACCUCCUCGAGUGCCUCCGGUGGAUGAGCGGAGUGAGCGUGCUGUCCGUCGACGCCGACACCUACUCGCCGCAGGCGCUGCUCAAGGCCCGCGCCAACAUCAAGCUGCAGAUCAUGGACGACUGCGACUGCUGGGACGAGGCGCUGUUCCACGAGGCGAUGACGAAGGCCGUGCACGAGGCGACCUCGUCUCCCUCCUCCUCCUCCUCCUGCGCCGCCCCGGCCCCGCUCGUGGCCGCGGCCUAGCUAGGCAGGAGCAGGGCCGGGCACGUGGGCCUCGGUUUCUUCCGCGCCACGGGUUGGCUGUGAAGCGACCGGUUCAAUCAUCGAUCGCCAUGCGCGCGAGCUCCCUCCGGUCCGUAUUGCGGGCUCAUCGAUCGGCAGUCAUUGUUGGCCGUUGAAGGGGUAAAACUAAACGCAGUAGCGGCGCCGGUGACGGACGAUGAUCGAGUUCGCAUGCGGUUCUCCUGUAUGCCAUGGGCGGGUUAAUUAAUUAGUCUAUGAUUAGCAAAGUGUAAGAAGCCCUGUGGUUGCCCUAGCGCGGUCAGAGAGGUUGCAGAUGAUGAUGGUAUUCCGAGGUUUUAGGUUGUGUGAUGCAUAGCUAGUAAUCGGUAUUCAGUAGUAGUAUGUUGGCAUUUGGAACACCAAGUAGUAGUGGAUGGAUUUUGUACAUAGGAAACGAAGUUCCCAUGACAAUGAGCAGUUCAUAUAUGAAGAAACGUGCACAC
Messenger RNA from Panicum virgatum (switchgrass), 1937 nucleotides. RefSeq names its product putative transcription factor bHLH041. Lineage: Eukaryota; Viridiplantae; Streptophyta; Magnoliopsida; Poales; Poaceae. The record is from RefSeq and is a predicted model, not a curated record. The transcript has 4 exons. The coding region runs from base 112 to 1455 and encodes 447 amino acids. Gene Ontology annotation, molecular function: protein dimerization activity.